CUCCCUGCGGGAUGUGAGGAAACUUUUUUUCUCGUUGUUGUCGCUCCGAGUCGGAGAGCGCGAGCUGCGGCCGGGGACUACGGUGUGCCGGGACCCUCGCCGAAACCCCCUGGGGACAUGAGUGGGAGCCGUGGGCAGUGUCCUGCCGUCCUGUGAGGCAUAGAGAAUCCGCACUGAUCGCCAGGAUUUCUUGGGCCACCUAUUUUUCAGAAACUCACCCCCCCCCCUCCGCUCACGAAACCCGGUACUGGCCAGGUAUCGCUCCUAGACUUUCCUCCGUGUGUGUUUUGUGAUUACCGGCCCAGUCAUGGAUCCCGUGUCCCAGCAGCCUUCCUCCAUCGCGGACCUUCAGUCCCAUCCCCAGGGCAACCAGAUCGUGCACGUCCGGGGGGACUCGGAGACGGACCUGGAGGCGCUCUUCAAUGCCGUCAUGAACCCCAAAACGGCCAACGUGCCCCAAACUCUGCCCAUGAGGAUGAGGAAACUGCCGGACUCCUUCUUCAAGCAGCCAGAGCCCAAAUCCCAUUCCCGCCAGGCCAGCACGGACGGCGGAUCCGCCGGAGCCCUGACUCCUCAGCACGUGCGAGCCCAUUCCUCCCCGGCUUCCUUGCAGCUGGGAGCCGUUUCGCCGGCUGCGCUCUCCCCGCAGGGGGUGGUCACCGGCCCCGGACCCGCGUCAGCCAAUCAGCACCUCCGGCAACCUUCCUUCGAAAUUCCCGAUGACGUCCCUCUGCCGCCGGGAUGGGAGAUGGCAAAAACACCGUCUGGGCAAAGAUAUUUUCUGAAUCACAUCGAUCAAACCACCACCUGGCAGGACCCGCGGAAGGCGUUGCUCUCGCAGAUGAACGUCGCGCCGCCAACCAGCCCCGCAGUUCAGCAAAACUUAAUGAAUCCGACAGGUCCAUUGCCAGAUGGGUGGGAGCAGGCACUGACUCCUGAAGGGGAGAUAUACUACAUAAACCAUAAGAACAAAACCACAUCUUGGCUAGACCCGCGGUUAGAUCCACGUUUUGCUAUGAAUCAACAAAGGCUGAGCCAGAGCGCCCCGGUGAAAUCCCCGCCGCCGCUCGCUCCGCAGAGUCCCCAGACCGGGGUGAUGGGAGGUGGCGGCAACCAGCAGCAGAUGAGGCUUCAGCAACUUCAGAUGGAGAAGGAACGUCUUCGGCUCAAGCAUCAAGAACUGCUCCGGCAGGUGAGGCCACAGGAGCUAGCCCUUCGUAGCCAAAUACCCACCAUGGAGCAGGAUGGCGGGACCCAAAACCCAGUGUGUUCAACUGGAAUCACCCAAGAGCUGAGGACAAUGACCAUGAACAGCUCCGACCCCUUCCUCAACAGCGGCACGUAUCACUCCAGAGAUGAGAGCACGGAUAGCGGGUUAAGCAUGAGUAGCUACAGCGUGCCCAGAACUCCAGACGAUUUCCUUAACAGUGUUGAUGAAAUGGACACAGGUGAUGCAAUCAGCCAAAGUACUAUGCCCUCUCAGCCAAACCGGUUCCCAGAAUAUUUGGAAGCACUCCCCGGAACUAAUGUGGACCUUGGUACUCUAGAAGGAGAAGCGAUGAACGUGGAAGGAGAGGAACUGAUGCCGAGUCUUCAGGAGGCUUUGAGUUCUGAGAUCCUGAACGAUAUGGAGUCUGUCCUGGCGGCCACCAAGCUAGAUAAAGAGAGCUUUCUCACGUGGUUAUAGAGGCACCUAAAAACUGCUUGCAGAGAUUCAACGGGAUCUAAAGAUCCUCGGGGGGGCCUGCAUCUCGAGUUCAGAAAUAAGCUGCGUUGCAGACUGCUGUUCUUACACUACGAUGAACCGGAUCAGCGAGCAUUCAAAGACUUUUUCCAUUUUACUUUUUGUUUUUGUUUUUUAAACAUUUGCUCACCCUUUUUGCUGCUUCGUUAUUGCUGACAUUAUUUUCACACUUGAGAGCCGGAAGAAUCAACAACUAUUUUUCUUUUCAGCUGCCUGUUUUU
This is a messenger RNA of Spea bombifrons (plains spadefoot toad), 1965 nucleotides long. RefSeq names its product Yes1 associated transcriptional regulator (gene YAP1). The transcript has 8 exons. Bases 308 to 1687 code for a protein of 459 amino acids. Gene Ontology annotation, cellular component: cytoplasm; nucleus. Gene Ontology annotation, biological process: positive regulation of transcription by RNA polymerase II; hippo signaling. Gene Ontology annotation, molecular function: protein binding; transcription corepressor activity; transcription coactivator activity. Lineage: Eukaryota; Metazoa; Chordata; Amphibia; Anura; Pelobatidae. The record is from RefSeq and is a predicted model, not a curated record.